AUGUCGUCACGUUUUCCGGACAGAUCAGGUUCGACGAAACGAAGCCGAUCGCGAUCUCCAUCAUCGCGUCGACCCCAGAAGCUCCCCCGCAGAUACGAUGAGAGAGACUACCAAAGCGAUGGAAGAGGCCGACCGGCGCAGUCGCAGUCGAGAAAUAUGAAGGAUCAGAUGCGGCUAAAUCAAUUACAAGAAGACGAGCAAGUGCGUGAAUGGGUGGCGCAGGAGGACGUUUUCGUGCUUAAACAGGCCAAAAAGAAGGCUGAGAUUCGUGUCAAAGAGGGCCGAGCGAAGCCGAUUGACUGGCUUACUGUUACCCUGCGAUUUAUCGAUCCGACGAGGAACCCUCUUGAUGAUGAGAUUGCGGACUCGGACCUGGAUAUCGUGGAUCCGGAUGGCGUUUUCGAAGGCCUGUCUCAGAGUCAAUUGCUGGACUUGGAGAAGGAUAUUGAUACAUUUCUGAGUUUGGAGGCAAAUUCGCAAAAUAGGGAUUUCUGGAAGACUAUGAGAAUUAUCUGUCGCGACCGUCAGAAAAUCACUGCUCCCGAAGGGCGUGCACUCAACUCCGUCGCCGCGGAUAUCAAUAGGCUCUUGAGUCCUAAAACCUACGAGCAACUUCAGACCCUUGAGAUACAGGUUAAGAAAAAGCUGGAUUCUAAUGAACCCAUCGAUACCGAUUACUGGGAAGAACUACUGCGGAGUCUGACUGUCUGGAAAGCCCGCGCCAAACUGAAGAAGGUCUUUCAGGCCGUUAUAGACGAACGUGUCCGAGGAUUACGUCAACAACAGCGCGACGAAGCAGACUCGGUUCGAGCAAAGCUUGCACCUCUGGCGCCGGCUCGCGAACGUCAAAAGGUUCUAAAGAUGGGAUUUGUGCCUCUCCGCCAGAGGCAAGCAGAGAAAUCCUCUCUUGUUCCUGUGAACCAAACACCCAACUUGCCUGCGGCUACUGGCUCCUCUCGCUUUUCGGCGAUACCUAAUGAAGAUUUCUCGCAGGCAACGAAGGCACUCUAUGAGCGAGAGCUUGCGAGGGGAGUCAGUGAGAAUGAGGAAAUCUUUACAGGCGAAGAAUCCGUAAGUACGGGGUCCCAGCCUCAGUGGGCGAACAAAUACCGGCCGCGCAAGCCGCGAUAUUUCAACCGGGUGCAAAUGGGCUAUGAGUGGAACAAAUACAACCAGACUCAUUAUGACCAUGAUAACCCACCACCCAAGGUGGUACAAGGCUACAAAUUCAACAUCUUCUACCCCGACCUCAUCGACAAGACGAAAGCGCCGACCUACCGUAUUGAACGCGAGCACGGACGAAAGCGCGGCCAGUCGUUUGCAGCAGCCGGUGAAGAAGAUACUUGUCUUAUUCGAUUCAUGGCCGGGCCCCCUUACGAAGACAUCGCAUUCCGAAUUGUUGAUAAGGAAUGGGACUAUAGUGCCAAGAGGGAAAGAGGCUUCAAGAGCACCUUUGACAAGAAAGGCUUCCACCUAGCCUGGUGGGCUGUGGCCAAAAUGCAGAGAAGGGUCGGUUCUCAUGCAGCUGUCCGGUCUCACAACCCCACUCCUCCUGGUCUGUCGGGCAUUGUAAAUCAAGAAGUACGUACAUUGCCAUCAUCUGUAGCACCGAAAAUCCAGCCUCUACUAGACUCUGCAAAGCCAUUGGUGCUGCACGUACAAUGGCUUGUUGUUCCACAGCUUGGGAAACCCUUAGAACGAAGCACCACUACACCACCACCACCAUCCACAACAUCCCCAGUGCACAUGUUGACUGGGGAGUUCCUUGACCGUCUUUUGUUUGUUGGGACUGGCAGGCAUACAAACAGCAGACAGACCCUCAGGCCGUAUGUAUGA
This is a messenger RNA of Aspergillus oryzae RIB40, 1836 nucleotides long. RefSeq names its product splicing factor cactin. Lineage: Eukaryota; Fungi; Ascomycota; Eurotiomycetes; Eurotiales; Aspergillaceae. The coding region runs from base 1 to 1836 and encodes 611 amino acids. Gene Ontology annotation, biological process: mRNA cis splicing, via spliceosome. The transcript is spliced from 5 exons. Gene Ontology annotation, cellular component: spliceosomal complex; cytoplasm. Gene Ontology annotation, molecular function: protein binding. The record is from RefSeq and is a predicted model, not a curated record.